AUGUCAGAGGCUUCCUCCACUCCAGGCGAACCACACAAUACAGGCCAACCGGCAACACCGGCGCAGCUGAACCGAUCCUGCGAAUCCUGUAGAAGUCUCAAGGUUCGCUGUCUCCCCAGCCCAUCCACGCCGAACCAGUGCCAGCGAUGUGCGAAAGGCAAAAAGACCUGUGUCUUCGUGGCCCCUCAGCGACGUCGGCCUCGUAAGCGGACCGACUCGCGAGUUGCACAGUUGGAGAAAGAAAUGCGCAUGAUGCGUUCCCUGCUAAAGGAUCGGAUCCGUGAAGAGAGCGAACCGGAGUCCCCCGAAGGUAGCGAGGGUUCCCGAGAAAUCGACGACGACGAGAUGGAUUUUCAAGACACCCUUGGUUCCAUCGCUGAAGGGUCGGUCAGUAGUACUACCGCUGAGCAUUUGAUCAACUACUCGCCCGAUUUCGCCAGUACGGCACACCCCGGAAUGCACGGCAGCGGCGCGCUGUCUGCCCCGCCAUCUUUCGUCGGUCUGCAAGGGGAGUUUUCGCCCGAGAUCAGUAAACCACCGAUGGAGGACGUUGUCGAUCGUGGGAUUAUCUCGAUGGACGAUUCGGAGCAUCUGGUGGCGUUCUUUAUUCAUGAGCUGUCGUCGUUCUUCCCGCUCGUCGUGUUUCCCGCUGUCACGACCGCGGCACAGUUGCGACAAUCGAAGCCAAUCUUGUUCCUCUCCGUGAUCGCAGCGGCGUCGAUUUCCGUCGAUGCGGGACUGGCGAGCGUUCUCAAUCGUGAGAUGAUCCGUCUCUAUGCGGAGCAGUUCUUUAUCGAGGGCGAAAAGUCGCUGGAACUGGUGCAGGCACUGCUAGUCAUGAUCGUCUUCUAUUACCCACCCGGGUCGCCAUUGAAGUUGCAGUUCUAUCAGUAUACUCAUAUUGCAUCGACGAUGGCGUUGGAGAUCGGAUUGGCCACCAAGCGACGAGUUUCGAAAAAGAAAUCCGAUCGGAAAAGUAGCAAGCAUGAGCCGCAUGACGAACAUCUGGCGGAACAGGCGAGAGCGGUCCUUGGCUGUUAUCAUCUAAGCUCAACCGUCGCUAUGAAGACCCGUCGACCCAAUCUGCUUCAAUUCAACGAUUGGAUGGCCGAGUGCAUAAAUCAGCUGGAGCGAUCACCGCACCGAACAGACCAGCACCUGGCCAUUUGGUUCGAACUUCAGAGAAUAACCGACGAAGCCAUGUCUUCUUUUGGUUUGGACGACACGAGCGCUUCCUCGCCUCUAACCGAGUCCCGCGUCCAGGCUGUGCUGCGGUGGUUCGAUAAACGGAUGGAAGCGUGGAAGAAGAGUACUCCCAAUGACAUGUUGACUGUACCGAUGAUUCUCGAAUACCGCUCCGCCGUUCUCGCCAUGUACGAAUUAGGCGUGGGAGAGGGCUACCGAGACCCAGACGCCAUCAAACGCCGAUAUUUCACCCUCCCACCACUGGAAGAAGACAGCGCGAAUUCGACCCUUCCUCCCCUGAGCGCGAUCCGAAUCGACAUCAACGUGAAAUGGAUGAAUGCAGCACAGGAGAUGCUUGACGCCGUAUUGACCUGCAGCACGGACACGAUGCGUAGGAUGCCGAACAUAAUGUACACGCGAUUCGGCAUGGCGGUGACGUCGUUACUGAAGAUCCAUUUCUCUGUGCGCACCGGGGCACUGGGGCAUAUCGUUACGCCGGACGCCGUAAACGCUGGGUACUAUCUUGAUGCGAUGGCGAAUAAACUGGGCGAGGCGAGCGGAGGCGGGAAAUACAAGAUUCCGACAAGAUGGUACCAGGUUGUGGCUGUUAAGGGACGGGACUGGUUAGAGCGGUUGGAGAAUCGAUAUACCGUGGCCGACGAGGCUGGAGUCGGAGCUGGGCCUGGAAUGGUAUCUGUAUCUGUACCCGAGAGUCCGUCAACGGCCACUGAACCAAUGCCGGCUUCACGGCUACCAGGCUCGCAGGAACAGGCCGGACAUAUGGAUCAGGUCCCACCCGGAGCGGUAGAUUCGUUCUCCGUCCCACCUGGUGUGGCCCACAUGCCGCCGGGUAUGGAGGGCAUGCGUGAUGGAUACGUCGCUAUGAGUAAUGCGGGCAUGUGGCCGAUGGAUGGAGGCCAGGGACAUGGACAUGGACACGGACACGGGCAUGGCCAUGGGCAUGGGCAUAAUCAGUUCUACCACUCUAUGGGGGGUGGAUACCAUCAGCAGCAUUCGCCCUCACAUCCGCAGGCGACGAUGCCACCGCAAUUUGCGUAUGACCCGCAGAGACUCGCUCCGCAGGGCGGAGGGAUUCCUGGGACUGGCAUGGAGUUGGAUGGAUGGCUUCCGGAUGGGAGCAUUUUUGGGAUGCCGCCUUUGCCGGAGUUUUGA
Penicillium waksmanii is the source of this 2358-nucleotide messenger RNA. RefSeq lists its product as uncharacterized. NCBI's taxonomy places the organism in Eukaryota, Fungi, Ascomycota, Eurotiomycetes, Eurotiales, Aspergillaceae. The record is from RefSeq and is a predicted model, not a curated record. Gene Ontology annotation, molecular function: zinc ion binding; DNA-binding transcription factor activity, RNA polymerase II-specific; transcription cis-regulatory region binding. Gene Ontology annotation, biological process: DNA-templated transcription; regulation of DNA-templated transcription. The coding region runs from base 1 to 2358 and encodes 785 amino acids. Gene Ontology annotation, cellular component: nucleus. The transcript has 3 exons.